GAGCCGCCACUUGCUGCAGACUGGAUGCAGCUCUGGUCCUCCGGCCGCGGCUGAGGCUCCCAGGAUGGAUCUCUGUCUCUUCGCCGUCCUGUGCGGGGCUCUGGUGCUGCUCUGGGACCUGCCCCGCGGACAGACUCUCGCUAUUUUCCCUCCGGCUCCUCCGAAGAGCAGCCUGGUGGCGAAGAUUUUUGACGGACAAGAAGCGUCCAAGUACUUCAAGGAGCUUUACGCGCCGCCUUCACUGGACAGAAGCAACAAAGCGACACCCAAAGAUUUAAUCGAGCCUCAUGACUACAUGCUGUCCAUCUAUAAAACCUUCUCCACGGCGGAGAAACUGGGACUGAACGCCAGCUUUUUUCGCUCUUCGAAGGCUGCGAACACGAUUGCAAGUUUUGUGGACACUGGAGAAGAUGACCUCCCACUCUCCCCUCUGAGGAGGCAGCAGUAUCUGUUCGACGUCUCAACCCUCUCAGAGAGAGCCGAGGUCCUAGGAGCCGAGCUCAGGAUUUACACCAAAGUGUCUGGGAAUUUCAGGAUCUCGGAAACAGAGCCUGUCGACAUCCAGCUGCUCUCCUGCCGCAACCAGCAGCUGCUCGACUCCAGAACUCUGGACCUGCAGGACUCCCACCAGCCCAAGUGGGAAGUCCUGGAUGUUUGGGAGAUAUUCAAAGAGCAGCAGCACCUCAGCCACGGGACGCACUUCUGCCUGGAGCUCCGGGCCAUGCUGGACAACCCCGAGAGGGAGCUGGACUUGCACCUGCUGGGGCUGCACCGGCAUGCCAGGCCCCAGCAGAAGAAGGCCAUCCUGGUGGUGUUCACCCGGUCCAAGAGGAGGCAGACGCUCUUCAGUGAAAGGCAGGAAGGGAGAGCUCUGCUAGGCCUGGAGAGGAAGCCAAGAGAGAGGGGCCUCGGCACCAAAACCAGCCGGAGACGCAGGACGGCGACAUCCAAAACCCGCCACGGCAAGAGACACGGCAAGAAGUCCAAGUCCAGGUGCAGCAAGAAGCCGCUGCACGUGAACUUCCGGGAGCUGGGCUGGGACGACUGGAUCAUCGCCCCGCUGGACUACGAGGCCUACCACUGCGAGGGCGUCUGCGACUUCCCCCUGCGCUCCCACCUGGAGCCCACCAACCACGCCAUCAUCCAGACACUGAUGAACUCCAUGAACCCCAGCAACAUGCCGCCCAGCUGCUGCGCUCCGUCCAAGCUCAGCCCCAUCAGCAUCCUGUACAUCGACUCAGGGAACAACGUGGUCUACAAGCAGUACGAGGACAUGGUGGUGGAGUCGUGUGGCUGCAGGUAGCUCGUCUCUGGAGACUCUUUCUUCAUCUCCAGUUAGUGGGAAUCAAACCGGCUGCAGCUGAAAUAAGAAACUGGUUUAUUCAGCAGCAUUAGAUGCAGUUUGAAACCCAACUAUCACCUCAAUACCUCAAACAUCUGUCUUCCCUCUUUAUCUGUCUUGAGGACGUCCAACUGGUCACCUUCAACUCUGCAUUUCCUUCAUAUUCAUGGACAUGUUAACUGUAUUUCUUUGUUCUUUUAACUUAUUUUGCACUGUGGCACCUCAACAGGACUGUCCAAACCACAACACUCAUUCUGUUGUUUUCAUUCUAAAUUUAAGCAGACAAAGCAGAAUGAGAAUAAAUCAGCCAAAUGAAGCUUCCUGUUGUGGUGUGGAGCUCUGUAAAGGCACCAUAUUGGAAAAUACUCACAAAAACAUGAUCAGAAACUGCACAAAUGUCCCAUUUUAAAUGUUCUCUAUUAAGUUUGCUGAAGAAACCGAGACUCUGUCCCAGCUCGUCUGAUGAACUACAAUCCAGAAAUAUAAUACUCAAAUAUGCAAAAAGAAAAGAUUUACAUGAAGUGUGAAUGAAUCAGCAAAUUGUGAGACGAUUAUUUGCAAAAAAAAUGCUGACAAAAUCAACAAAUUGACAAAGUUGAAAAUACAGGAGUAUUUUCUUGCCAAGAGUUUGAUGAAUUUGAAGUUUGACACCACUCUAUAGCAGCAGCUAGCAGCUAGUUAGCUUAGCUCAGCAUAAAAAUGUGGAAACAGCUAGCUGAACCCCUAGAUGAAAUUUUGUGCCUUACUAUGCACAAAAGUGCAGCUGCUAACAGUUAACACAAAUGAUAGGCUUCCUUAUGAUUGGCAAGCAAAUUUAAAGAACUCUUAGUAAUUUAGACCUGCUUCCAUUAGCUGCUUUCAGCCAUUAAACCGGACAGAAGGUUGUGCUAUCGGCUACAUGGCUAUAAAAAUCAAACUGGAAGAAGCUUCAAACUAAACAAGUUGUUUCCCAGCUACUAAAAAUGAAGGAACGUUUGUCUAUCCACGAGAGAAAAGUGGAGGAAAGUCUGAAAAAAGUCACUGAAUGAACCCAAAGUUUAAAAUAAUAGCUGAGUUUUUUUCUUGUAAAGAGUUUGAUGAGGAGAUUGACACUAAUUUUGUGAUUGUAUGCAAAAUUUGUACCAACAGCUAGUAGCUACUUAGCUUAGCUUAGCAUAAAACAUGGAAACAGCUGGCCAAACUUCAUGCAAAGCUAGAAAAAAAAGGUAGUGUACAAAAGUACAACUGCUAACGGCUAACACAAAUGAUUCACUUCCAUGAAUAUUUAAAGAAGGUCUUAGUAAAACAGGCCGUUAGCUGCUGUGGAGCCAUUAAACUUGGCAAAAGGUAUCGGCUACAUGGUUAUAAAAAAUAAAGUAGAAGAAGCUCUGAACCAUACUAGUCAUUUGUUAGCUGCUAAAAACAAACAAAAGCUUAUCUAGCUACCAGAGAAAAAUGGAGGAACGUCUUCAGAAAUUGUUUUUAGUCGAGGAAGUUGUCAUUAUUCUUUGAUGUCAGCUGAAAUUUAUGUUCUGUGGGAAAAAAACAAUGAAAGAACUGUGUCAGGACUUAAUCAGAAAAAAGGUUUUUCCAUCUCUCACGAAGCAAACAGUUACGAAAAACUUUUUUUAACUGUCAUAGCAAACAAGCAAAACCGCUUUAAAGUCAGUGAUUUAGACGUUUUCAAACAUUUCAGUCGACUGUAAUUUCACCUGUUUACUGUCAGUAGAUGUAUUUCCAUUUAACUGCCAGGCCAAACUUUUAAAAUAUCACAAAAAAUAAAUAGAUGUGAGUUUGUUUCUAUCAGUUGCUAUGGAGCAAAUAGACAAGCUUGCAUAGUGUCGUCUGAAUGUGGCGCUGCAGGCUGCAUGGACGUAAUAAACAAAGUAGAAGAAGACCGAAACCAAUGAAAAAAACUAGAAGAAUAAACAAACUCCAUUUUGACCUUCUGACCUCUGAAAAAAUGUUUCCAUCUCCAAUUAAAAUUAGAUUUUUUGCAAAUUAUUAAGUUGCAAAAGGUGAUAGAGUCACACCUUCAGUUUAGAAUUAAUAUUCAAAUUAGUUAAACAAAAUAAACCCAAAAUUUCAAAAAAUAUAUAAAAAUGGCAGCAAAGAUGGUGGAAAUAUGUUUUUUUAAACUGGUCAGACAUUUUCUAACACAAAUAUUAAAUAUACACACAACACAGAAACAGCUCUCUCCUAUAAUGUUCUCUUCACUGAGUUUUAGUGGUGUUAGUAGCUUUUCUGACUUGGGCUGAACCAUGCUAGCAGUUUCCUACUACUUCUAGUGUUUAUGCUAAGCUAAGCUAACUGCCAUCAGCCUGCUGUGGCUUCAUGUUUGACUCUACAGAUGUGAUAGGUGUGUUUAUCUUCACAUCUAAUGUUCUGCAAGAUCCCAAAUGUUUCAGUAAAAUAGAUUUAUGAUCAGAAAUGAUAUAAAUAGGAAGAUUUUUCUGGUAUUUUAAUCUUUUCCACCUUUAAAACGUUUGAUUUACACUCUUCCAGCCUGUUUCUUCUGUAAAAUGAAUAAUUAACUUUACGUGUUUCAAUAAAAACCUUCAGUUUCUUGAAGGAUUUAAAAAAAAACAGUUUUCCAGCAGCACUUGACUCAGGGAUUAAAGCCGAACGUUUGACCUUCAUACAUGAACUUAGUCUGCGAUGCACUGAUGUCCAGAGAAAACCUGUAAAUAUUCGGAAAUAAUAAUUUAUGUUGUGCGAAUAACUUAUUGCGUUUCUUUUUUCCGCUUUGUUCUGUUGCAGCUUCCAGAUGUGUGAGUCGCACAUCUGGACGUUCAGGUUCAGAUAAACACGUGAAAUAUUCCCUCUGCUGUAUAUAGAUGUAGAAAUAUAAAUAGCAGCUAAAAUUAUUCACCUCACAUCAGAUUCUUCUGGUCGGUGAGUUGAUCUUUAGGCUUUUAAAGAUUCUCAGCACAUUUUAACCUCUUUGUGUUUAUUUACUGCAAAAUAAUAUAUUAUUAUACCGAGCGACGUGUUUGUAUUUUACUUGAGCUCCUCUCAGAAUGUAUUUUUUACUUCAUUUAAAUAAUCAGUUUGUUAAACCGAGUGUGAAUCUGUUCUCAUAAACUGUAUAAGAUGAGCAGAAAUUACAACGUCUUCAACUUUAAAUGGUUGUUUGUUGAACUGUGGAAUUUAUUGCUGUUAUUUUUGACAGUUGAACUAUAAAGAAACAUCAAAAGUCUGUUUUUGU
Molecule: messenger RNA, 4529 nt
Organism: Acanthochromis polyacanthus (spiny chromis)
Lineage: Eukaryota; Metazoa; Chordata; Actinopteri; Pomacentridae
Gene: gdf6b
Product: growth differentiation factor 6b
Exons: 2
Coding region: 65-1303 (412 amino acids)
Biological process (GO): SMAD protein signal transduction; BMP signaling pathway
Cellular component (GO): extracellular region
Molecular function (GO): cytokine activity; growth factor activity
Source: RefSeq, a predicted model, not a curated record